CAGGAAAAGAGAAGAAAGAAAAUAUAUACUGAAAAAGCAAUUAAAAGGACAAAAUUAAACGAAGGUUCAUACACAAUAAGUACGUACUAUGAAAGCUUCAUCCGUACUAUAGCCAUGCAAAUGAUAUGGGGUUGGACUAUUUAGGGCCAAUCAUACUUGUUACUUCUCUGAACAACGUUUUUGGUGUAAGUGUACCAUGUGGUGAAACAUAUCUUGCUAAAAAUGGUCACAGGUGUUACCCAUGCAGUGCGGGAUAUUAUAAAGUUUCGGAUUGUGUGAAAGACGGGGAACAGUCAAGAUGUAAACCUUGUGGGUAUGGGGAAUAUCUGCCUACGUGUGAUAAUUCGACACAGUGUAAUCCGUGUGAUCUGUUUUGUCAUGGAGGACAGGUUCAAAUUAAAGCAUGCACACCAACCAGCAACCUAAAAUGCCAGUGCAAGGGUGGUUAUUAUUGGAAACCGGACCCAGAUCGAAUUUGUUUAAGACAUAGGAAAUGCAACCCUGGAGAAGGAUUAAAGACAAAAGGAACACCAUAUGAAGAUACAAUAUGCGAGCCAUGCAAAAACGGAACAUCAUAUUCCAGUUUGACUUCAUAUAACAAAUGCACGCCAUGCUCUGUCUGCAAUAUAACGCAAAGAAGCUGUAACAGUAUCCAUGAUACUGUUUGUGGCAGCAAAGCUAAAGGCACGACGAACACUCCCGAAGCUGAUAGUGGUAAAUCCUGGGUGAUACCAGUAGCUGUUGUUGUUGGUGUCUUCUUCUUCGUCGUCGUCGUCGUUUUCCUCUGUAUCAGACAUGUCAGACGCAGGAACAUAAAACUCUUUGAAGAGGAAAAGCCAGAACAUGUUGAGCAGGGACUUGGCAAUGACUUUAGUUCGACUCAUAUUGAUACAAUUGUAUAGGACCUGGUUGUGAUCUUAGCCCUUCUCGAGAUGGUACAGCAAAUCAUAAUAACAGCGACGAGAAAGCCACUCCAGCAUCUGGUGAAAGACAAAACGGUCCAGCUGAAACUGACACUAAUUCUUUCAAAAUAAACCAGGCAUUUGAUCCAGACCUAGAAGAUAAUUUUGAAAUAGAAAAAAGUAAAGGCCAAGAUGGAGUCAUAUUUCAACUGAAAACAGGAAAUUCUUCGUCAAAUCAGUUACAGCCAAGCUGUGCAUAUACCGAAGAGAUAGAGAGUACUUUAAAAAACAAAAAUGAUGAAAAACCUGGUAAAUUGUCUUCCAGUCAAAGUGAUAAUUGUUCCAUUAAUUCAAACGAAUCAUGUCAAAACAAAGGAAUGCAGGUGUGUCAUUCUGACAAAAACUUCACAGAUGAUAAAGACAGUCUAUCUACCGGGGUGUAGAUUUUCCAAGGUUUUUGGCUCAAAAUCCUUGGAAAAAAACCUUGGAGUAUUGGAACGAGAAAUUUAUGCAAAACUUUGCUAUUAAGAAAACCUUGGAAAAAUAGGGAGAGGGUAUAAAACCUUGUAAAAAAAUGCCGAGGUUUUUUAAAAAUAAAAACCUCGUAAAAAUUAUGACCUCGGAGUAUUGGAACGAUUUCCAAGGAUUUCAGAAUAAAAACCUCGGAAAAUCAUUUUUUAGAAAACCUUGCAAAAUGAGUGACCUCGGAGUAUUGGAACAAUGUCCAAGGAUUUUUUAAGUGUUUCCGAGGUUUGUUUUCCGAGGUUUUCAUUCUCAAAACUGGGAAUACUGUAAUUAUUUCCUGAGGAUUCUUACUAAAGCAUCAAGAUCAUUUUCCAAGGUUUACUUGAGCAAAAACCUUGGAAAUUUCUAAAAAUCCAUGGAAAAUCAGAAAAUAUAACAACCAAUGAAAUAUUCUGAAAAGAGCAAUUAUAUUGUCCUUUUAAAGAAUUAAUAAACUUCUUUACAAUAAUACAGAGCAAAAAAUGAUCACAUGACUCACUGAAACAUUUAAUGUUAGAGUGAAGUAAAUAGCAAUGCACUACAAAUGAAAAGUUAAGUUAAAAGUCUUAAAUGGUAAAUAUUACACUCAAUGUUCAGUUAUAAUUUUUUUGGUACCCGGCAAAUUUAUAUAUAUUCAAAUAUUAAUCUAUUGAAGUCCUGUUCACUCUUCAUGAUUUUAAAGUGUCCCAAAGUUUUUCCCUCACAGUCACAGGGGUCACAUGUGGAAAAUGCUUGGAUACAAUUCCUGAAAUAAAUAAAGUUAAUAUAUAAUAAAGUAAAGCCAUUGAAAGAAGUUAAAAAAACAAUUAUAUAAAAUCACUACUGGGCGCUUCCCUCUCCAUGUGGUCAGCCUCAGCGACUUCAAACUAAGUGCCUUACAACAUUGUAUUUUUGACUCUUGAAGCCAGGACGGGCUUCUUCCCUCUGAGGGAAAAUGCUAUCCAGCCCAGGAUUAAGGAACAGCUGAGGUUAUACUCAGGACAGUACAGUAUGUGUAGGCAAUCAGAAUUACAUCAUUUAAUUUCUUUUUUAUUCAUCAAUAAAAGAAACUGAUACGUUCCUAAAAAUAUGAGUUGAUAUAUUGUUUUAAAAGAUCAGCACUUGUGUGUAAGGAAAUAUAUCUUUUAAGUGAUCCAAAACUACUUUAAUGACAAGUUGUUUAGAUAGCCUUUCUUUGUUUCAAAUGAACUUUUCUGUAGUUACUUUAAAUGUUUGUCUUUGAAGUUUUGAAGUAAUAAAUUUAAUUUUUUACAUGUUGAUUUCUAUUUUUUCUUCAUCAGUAUUUAGUGUUAAGAUUUCAAGAAAACGUUUGUUAGCAUUGUGACAAUUCUGCGAUGUUUAGAUAGAAGCAACGUCUGUUACUAUUAUUUUAGAUUAUACAACCUAAAGCACUCUAAAAAUAUUGCAAAAAAUAACGCUUUUGAACAUAAGGUGAUUCUGAAAUGUGUUCCUGCAGCAAUAAAGCUGAAGAGUCAUCUGAUAUUACAUUUACAGCAUUUCCUACAUUUAGUAUCAAUAAAAAAAUCAGUUCCAGAAACCAUCAUUCAUUCCAAUUUCAAAUUGAAACUUUCAAAAGCUAGUUUUAAAACAAAAACAUACUGUAGUAUAUUCCUUGAAGCCUUUCCUGGUCUACAGUUGGCUUCCUUUGCCCCAAUGCCAAUUUUUUCCAGUAUAUUCCGCUGCUUUAUUAUACUAUGAUAAAAGACGACAAAGCUGGAUUGCCAUCUUCUUGUAGUUUGGAACAUCUGAAAACUUGCUUACAAGCUGACUCUGUAAUUAAAAAUUUGUAGAUGAAAGUUUAUGAAUUAUGUCAUCAUAGUUUCAUGCACUCAUCUUGUUAAAUACAAUCAUAGACAAACACAAGUAGAGAUUUUGAUGCUAAAGCAUCAAAUCGCCGGAUAGAAAAAUGAUUGUAUUAUCAUAAAUAUAAGAAAAUAUAAGUUUAAUGGUUCAAGUAUAAAAAUAAGAGGAACAAUGAGUUGAGUAAUGUUUGCCACUGAGGCUUGUAAGGCAAGUGCUAUGCUGGUAAUUCUUCUU
Molecule: messenger RNA, 3443 nt
Organism: Ruditapes philippinarum (Manila clam)
Lineage: Eukaryota; Metazoa; Mollusca; Bivalvia; Venerida; Veneridae
Product: tumor necrosis factor receptor superfamily member 5-like
Exons: 4
Coding region: 126-902 (258 amino acids)
Biological process (GO): apoptotic process; signal transduction; immune response
Cellular component (GO): membrane
Molecular function (GO): transmembrane signaling receptor activity; protein binding
Source: RefSeq, a predicted model, not a curated record